AUGGCAGCAGCACCAGCAGCAACAGCCCUCGAAUACCCCUACGCCACCGUCCUCGUUCUCGGCGCAACGUCCGGGAUCGGACUCGCGCUUGCUGAGAAGUUGGUUACCAACGGAUCGCACGUAAUCGCCGUUGGGCGCCGGGAGGAGAAACUAGCUUCCUUCCAAGAGAAGCAUGGUAGGGACAAAGUGUCGAUCAUCAAAUUCGAUAUCACGGAUCUGGAAGGGAUUCCUGGUUUCGUGGAGAACGUAACAAAAGCCCACCCAACUCUCUCCUCCGUAAUCGUCAACUCGGGCAUCCAGCGCCGACUGGACUUCACCGCGCCAUCGUCCAUCGACCUCUCCGCCGUCAGCGCCGAGCUCACAACCAACUACCUGGCCCCGAUCCACCUCACGACCGCCUUCCUCCCGCACCUCACCUCCCUCUCCCGCCAGACGAGGACCUCUAUCGUCUUCACCACCUCCGGCCUCGCCUUGGUCCCCAUCACGCGCUGCCCCAACUACUGCGCCACCAAGGCCGCGCUGCACCACGCCGUGCUCUGCCUGCGCGAGCAGCUCCGCCACACCGCCGAGAAUCUGACCGUCGUCGAAGUCAUGCCGCCAGCCGUGCAGACAGAGUUGCAUGACGCGAAGCACCAGCCUGAUAUCAAGGAGGGUGGGAAGAUCGGGAUGCCGUUGGAGAAAUUCACCGAGGAGUGUUGGACGGGACUAUGUGAGGGGAAGGAGGAGGUGCCGGUCGAGAUGGCAAUGUUUUGGUACGAGGGCUUCGAAAAGGAGAGGCAGAAGAUGUUCAAGAGUUUGGUGGAGAAGGGGGUGGGUGUUUUGUAA
Molecule: messenger RNA, 825 nt
Organism: Drepanopeziza brunnea f. sp. 'multigermtubi' MB_m1
Lineage: Eukaryota; Fungi; Ascomycota; Leotiomycetes; Helotiales; Drepanopezizaceae
Source: RefSeq, a predicted model, not a curated record